This is a messenger RNA of Cuscuta europaea, 950 nucleotides long. The record is from the annotation of a GenBank genome assembly. Lineage: Eukaryota; Viridiplantae; Streptophyta; Magnoliopsida; Solanales; Convolvulaceae.
AUGCUCCUGACUCCCGCAGUGCAACCUCUGGAAACCGUCCUUACUUGGACCUUGAAAGUACUUAUCAGAUGCUUUCGUCGGACAGUCCAAGCGUUGUCCUUGUUGGGACUGUUCUCAUGGGUCUCGAGAAUUACAACUCAUGGGUAAUAACGAUGACCAUGGCACUCAAAGGUCGAAACAAAUUUGCUUUUGUUGAUGGUAGCCUUCCUGCUCCUCCUUUGCACCUACUGUCCUCUAUGCCCCUGAUGCUGCCACCGUGUGGCGGGAUUUCAAGGACCGCUAUUUCACUGCUAAUGACCUCCGCAUAUAUGAACUUGAGCGUUCCAUUGCUACUCUUCGGCAACAUGAUGACUCUAUCCCCUCUUACCAUAAUAAACUUACUAGUUUUUGGGAUGAACUCAUGUUGCUUGAUCCCCCGUCUAAAUGUUCUUGUUCUGCCCGUGUUCAAUAUCAAGCUCAAACUGAGCGAUGACGUCUUAUGCAAUUUUUUAUGGGACUCCGGGAUACAUAUUCUCAGCCUCGGAGUCAACUCCUACUCAAUUCAGAAUUACCUUCUGUUCAGCGUGCAUAUUCACUUCUUCUCCAAGAUGAGGCACAACGUGCUCAUCAUCCUAUUAUGCCUUUGGAUAAUAUUGCUCUCCAAGCCGCUGCCCAGAGCACCACCGGACUGCUCGGCCCAGCUCCUACCUGGAGCCACUCCCGGACUUCUGCAACCAGCCCAUCCCGUCUGGAGUUUCCUCAUUGUCUAGCUCUUCCACAGUCAAUGCAACCCAUGUUUCUUGCGGUUCUAGUUCCCAUCGUUCCCAUUCAAAGAAGCAAUGGUGUGCACACUGUGGCAUCCUAGGCCAUUCGCAACAAGUCUGCUACCGUCUCCAUGGUUUAUCCGGCCGAAUUUCACCAUCAUAAUCGUGGCAACACACAUGGUGCUCCAACUGCCUCCAAGCAGCCCA